Molecule: messenger RNA, 1512 nt
Organism: Verticillium dahliae VdLs.17
Lineage: Eukaryota; Fungi; Ascomycota; Sordariomycetes; Glomerellales; Plectosphaerellaceae
Product: DNA polymerase subunit delta-2
Exons: 4
Coding region: 1-1512 (503 amino acids)
Biological process (GO): DNA replication; DNA strand elongation involved in DNA replication
Cellular component (GO): delta DNA polymerase complex
Molecular function (GO): DNA binding
Source: RefSeq, a predicted model, not a curated record
AUGGUCACCCUCGAUGAGGUCACUGGCCUUCUCCAGAAAAAGUCGGAUUCAGAGACAACGCAGCUCGCAAGAGCACCUUCAACCUACAAGCCCCUAGCCACGUUUCUCUUGAAAAAAGACAGGUCCUACCAGCAACAAUUUGCCGACGUUUACUUCCUCCGCCUCACGCGUAUCAAACCUGCUGUAGAAAAGAUCGCAGCCGAAGCCUGGGAUGGCACCGUCAUUGGCGGGGAGCCGGCGAAGCAGGUCAAUCGAGUCCUCGACGUCCGACAGGGUGAGCUGUGCUGGGUGGCUGGUACCAUCUACAUGGAGAUGCGAUUGAAGCCCAAUAUUCUCGAGGAUGUGUCCAAAGACCGCUGGAUCUCGGCCCCCAUCUCGACUGAGAAAUACUACUCCGACGACGACCAGGACCAGGUCAUGAUUGAGGACGACUCGGGUCGCAUCAGGCUCGUAGGCGAUGUCCUCAAGACGGUCAACCUCGUCACGGGCUGCGUCAUCGCUGUCAUGGGAUCUGAAAACGCCAACGGCGAACUCGAAGUCAUUGAUAUCAAGUUUGCCGACAUCGCCCCCCAACCAGAGCGCUGGGAUCUUACCAAGCCCCCCUCCAAUGGCAAGCAACAGGUCAAGGACGAGGAUGAAGAAAUGAAGGAUGCCCCAACUGCCGAGUCGGGCGGCAGCAAGAUUGCCAUCGUCUCCGGUCUCUCCUUCUCCGGCCAUGAUGCUUCGUACGCUGUCGAGCUCGACCUGCUCCUGGAAUACCUCCUCGGCGAGUCACUCGAUCCAUCUGCCCAAAAAGAGGCCUCAAACAUCAGCCGCCUCAUUAUUGCCGGAAACUCCAUAUCACUGACCGAGGCGCCGAAGCUGGACCCCAGUGCGACAGACAAGAAGCCCGUCACCAAGAAAUAUGGCUACGACUCGUCUACCUACAACCCGGUCCCCAGCCAGCUGCUCGACGACUUUCUCGCGGAGCUUCUCCCUUCCAUGCCCAUCACUCUGCUGCCGGGCGCCCAGGAUCCCGCCAACGCAAGCUAUCCUCAGCAGCCGAUCCACACCGCCAUGUUCCCCAAAGCGAGACCCUGGUCCGUCCAUCCUGACGCGAACGAGGCCGGGUGGUUCGACAACACGACCAACCCGUGGGAGGGUGAAAUCGACGGAUGGAGAGUCCUCGGCACGGGCGGUCAGAACGUCGACGACGUGUUCAAGUACAUCGAUAGUGAAGAUCGUUUGGGCAUGAUGGAGGCCAUGUGCAGGUGGAGGUGUAGUGCACCUACUGCUCCUGACACUCUUUGGAGUUACCCUUUUCAAGAUGACGACCCUUUUGUCAUCAAGUCGGCACCUCACCUCUACUUUGUCGGGUGCCAGCCCGAGUUCUCGACCAAGGUCGUUCAGGGGCCCGAAGGCCAGCAGAUCCGCCUCAUCACGGUGCCUUCUUUCUCGGAAACGAAGGAGGUUGUGCUGGUGGACACGGAGACGCUCGAGGUGUCCAAGGUUCGCAUCUCUACAGCUACUUGA